Messenger RNA from Ruditapes philippinarum (Manila clam), 672 nucleotides. Its product is annotated as complement C1q-like protein 2. NCBI's taxonomy places the organism in Eukaryota, Metazoa, Mollusca, Bivalvia, Venerida, Veneridae. Gene Ontology annotation, molecular function: protein binding. The coding region runs from base 1 to 489 and encodes 162 amino acids. The record is from RefSeq and is a predicted model, not a curated record. The transcript has 3 exons.
AUGAUCGAAUGUAUCACAGAACUGGAAGCUACAACAGUUAAAGAUCCGGACAAUGGUGUAAGUUCGUGGUAUGGAGGAAGUAAAAUUGCAUUUUCCGCAUUUCUCAGCAAACGAUACGAUCUUCUUGGAAAAGGACAACACGUGAAAUUCGACAAAGUGUUACUGAAUGAUGGGGACGGGUAUGAAGCAAUAACAGGAGUGGUCAGAACACAGACGACUGGAGUUUAUGUUUUUACAUACGCCAUAGCACAGAGAAAUACAAAUGAGGUCCGUGUUAAUCUUAUGUACAACGGUAACAUUGUCAAUGGAGCUAUUGCGGAAGGUAUGCACACAUAUCAUGAUGCUCAGGGUACAAAUACUGCAAUAAUACAUGUGGCUAAGGGAAAGCCAGUUUGGAUUGAGGCUGCAUCACAAGGUGCUCUGGAGGGAAACGAUGGUGACGGCCGAUAUACUACAUUCAGUGGUUUCUUGUUGUACGCUAGAAAUUAACUUUGAUUGAUAUGAGACUAACAUUACUCCAAACAAAAGUUCUUGGACAUUUCCUGUUUGAGAGACAAAAUUCUUGAGUAAACCUUUAUUCUGAUAGUGGCCAAUUCAUACUUAAUGUUUCUUAAAUUAUUGAUAAAGCAAUUAAGUAAAAUACUUUUCUUGAAAUAAACUUUUAUCACAAAA